Messenger RNA from Blepharisma stoltei, 1959 nucleotides. The record is from the annotation of a GenBank genome assembly. NCBI's taxonomy places the organism in Eukaryota, Ciliophora, Heterotrichea, Heterotrichida, Blepharismidae.
AUGAGAAAUAAGCAAGAUCUAUUAAAUUCGUGAGGAAAAGAUUUUUGAAAAAGGCAUUUUGGAGUGUUUAACUUUUUAAGAUGAUGCUUUUUUAAAAGCAUUGACAUGAUCGAUGAUAAGUUCAGAAACCCUGAAUUAACUAUGAUCUUGGCUGGAAUAUUUUUGCAUAAUAUAAAUUUAAAUGCCCUAGGAAGUGUUACCUUAGGAGAGAUCUGUUAUCAAUAUCAAGAAGUAAUAAGAAAUUCAGGAACUUGCAAAUCAAUUGCCAGCAGCUUUAAGUUUAAGGAAUCCGUUUUCAAUGUAUGUGAACUGAUUUUAUAUUUUGUUCUUUGUUGGAAAUCUUAAAUCUUCACCGUUUGCUCUGACUGUGAUAUGUGCAUUGUUUCAUACAUAUGAUACAAUUAUCAGAUUAAUUGAUACAUCUUUUUGCCCACCUCGAUCUAAUACGGGAAGAUUUAAUGGACUUUUUCUUUGAGCUGUUUAUAGAUCUUUUAUGAACUGCUGAGCUUUAGUAUAUUGGCUUGCAAUUAUAAUGCUGCCUAAAAGACUUAGCAAGAAAUUUCAAUUAAGUAAGCUGCUUCGCAUAAAUCAUAUUUUGUGCAAAAUUCUAUUUUGAAAUAAAGCCAAAAAGACAAAGAAAAUUUUAGCAACACCUUUCAAAAUACCUUUCAGAAUUAGAGCAUCAGCUGUUUUCUCUGUUUUAGCAACAUUAGUUGAUAUCUGCGUUGUAAAAUAUAUGCAGCAUAUGCUAUUUUCUUAUUCAAUUAUAUAUUUAACAGAAGAGUUAAGAAAACAUAGAAAUUACUUGAAGACACAGCCAGGAAUCGACAUAUUUAUCAUGUUUUAUUUACAAGAAACACACAUUGUUACUGUUUCAGAGGGAAUUGACUUACUUAGUAUUGUAAUAAGAUGCUUACCUUCCCUCCGUGAGCGAACAAAACCAUUGGAAAAAUUCCUAUUUUUGAUCAAAAAAUCCACCCAGAUAGCACACCAGAAUUUUUUUUAUAUAAGUAAUUAUUAUUAUAUUGAAAUCUCUAGCAAAUCCUGUUUAAUUUUAAGCAAAUUGCUUUUAAAACAUAAAAAUUACAAAUUAAAUAUAUAUAUUUACUUUCCAAUAUUGCUAAUUGAAAUUUCAAAAAAAAUUACUAUAAAAUUUAUAUAUAUAAAUUUUUUAAAAAAAAAAUUAACCCCUUCUAUGGGCGAAUAAAAUAUUUUUCCUGCUCAAAAGGGUGGAAAUUAGAACCGAUUUUCCCAUGCAUUGCUAUUUCUCUUAUUAUCGCAUCAAUUGCUGCAUUAUAUUCUAUAGGCUUAAUGCUUUUUAGAUACAAACAAUAUAUGCUCAUAAUUGUCAAUGAGCCCGAAAACAGAGAGUUUUUAAAGCGAGUUUGAAGAUUCCCAAGUUAUUUAGCUAUAUUUUUCCCAUGUAUCUAAUAUUUAGCUCAAUUUGUAAUGAAUACUGCUUUUCUUCACAUAACGUUUUCCUUUGUAUUAUCUAGUUUCCUUUAUGCAUUUACUAUAUUUUUUAUGUUUACAGAUGUUUUUGCAUAUAUUAUGAGCAAGCCUUUACAGUUUUGGCUGGUUUUAGCCAUUUUAUUUUGAGGGUAAACUUAACUCAGAUUAAUUUAUUUUCCUCAUCUUGUUGAAAAUGAUAGGACAGUAAAGAAUAAAAUGUAUUUUUGCUUAUGGGAUAGCUGAUUUUUAUUUGCUGGAUAUACGAGCUCAAUUAUUAUUGGCGUCUUCAGAUAUUUUUUCGGAGCAGGGAUUGCUUUAUUUCUAGGGUUUAGAGCUCACAUUAGUAAUAUGGCACCUCCAUUUGAUAGAUUGGAUGCGCUUUAUCGGAGUUUUUACGGAUCUAUUACUAUGCAUUGCAUUAUUCUAGGAAUUAUGCCAACAAAAGAGGAGUUACUAGAAAUAGCAAAUGCCACAAGAGACAAAGGUCCUGCUAAAAUAAUCCUUUAA